Messenger RNA from Toxotes jaculatrix (banded archerfish), 4133 nucleotides. RefSeq names its product equilibrative nucleoside transporter 2. NCBI's taxonomy places the organism in Eukaryota, Metazoa, Chordata, Actinopteri, Toxotidae. Gene Ontology annotation, biological process: hypoxanthine transport; guanine transport; adenine transport. The transcript has 13 exons. The coding region runs from base 245 to 1639 and encodes 464 amino acids. Gene Ontology annotation, molecular function: nucleoside transmembrane transporter activity. Gene Ontology annotation, cellular component: basolateral plasma membrane; plasma membrane. The record is from RefSeq and is a predicted model, not a curated record.
AUGACGACAGAUGCUACGUAAAAACAUGAGCGCCACAGCUCGGCAGCUGCGGUUGAAUUGCCGUAGCCAUUUGUGCGUUCCCGCCACGUGUAUGCGCGACGGAUACGCGGAGCUGUUAAUUUGUCUCGCACUUACUCAUUUUGGAGUAAUUUUUGAUCACACAAACGCUCGGUGUGACGCUGGGGACAUUAUGAAAAUACAGUGACGAGAUCCAACGUUGUUUCCAAGAAUCUCCUACAUCAGGAUGAAGGGACGAACAGAUGCUCCUCUAGACCGGGGCUGCUUGGUGGGAAUCAGUUUCUUCAUUCUGGGCCUGGGAACACUGCUACCAUGGAACUUCUUCAUGACUGCUUCAUUGUAUUUCCAAAGUCGUCUAAGCACGGUAGAAUCGGGCAACGGCACAGAGGUGGUCCUCGAACAGAACUACUUCAACAACUGGAUGACCCUGCUGUCCCAGCUGCCCCUGCUGCUGUUCACCCUGCUCAACUCCUUCCUGUACCAGAGGAUAUCAGAGAUGAUACGUAUCGGAGGUAGCCUCGUUUUUAUACUGCUGCUGUUCAUCCUCACAGCAGCGCUGGUCAAAGUGCCGAUGGAGGGAAACCUCUUCUUCUCUGUUACCUUGGCGACGGUCUGGUUCAUCAACUCGUUCGGUGCCGUGCUGCAGGGCAGUCUGUUUGGCCUGGUGGGUCUGCUGCCCCAGAAGUACAGCACCAUCUUCAUGAGCGGCCAGGGCCUCGCCGGGACCUUCGCUGCCAUCGCCAUGCUGCUUGCCAUAGCCAGUGAUGCUGACUCUGAGACAGCAGCAUUGGGUUACUUCAUCACACCGUGUGUGGGGACAGUGGUCACGCUCUGUAGCUACCUGCUCCUGCCUCGCCUGGACUUUGCCCAGUAUUAUCUGAAGAAAAGCAGCAAGUAUGAGGCAGGCACCACAGACGAGCUGCUGCAAGAGUGCACCACAGAGAACGGCAAAUUGAACGGCCAUGCUAAUGGAUCAGUGCCCAGCAGCACAACCAAAGACAGCAGUCCAGAUGACAUCGAGGUGGAGUCCAGCUUAGACGGGACCAGGCAGGCCUUCCUGCCACAGGAGCAGGUGGAGAGGAAACAAGCCAAAGCCUCGGUCAAAGAGGUGUUCAAAAAGAUCUGGGUGAUGGCGUUCUGUGUGACGUUUGUGUUCACAGUCACCCUGUCCGUCUUCCCCGCCGUCACCGCAGAUGUCAGAACAUCAUUCCCAGGAAAAUGGGAGCGCUUCUUUAUCUCGGUCUGCUGCUUCUUGAUGUUCAACAUCAACGACUGGCUCGGCCGGACCAUCACCACCUUCAUACGCUGGCCUCGGAAAGAGUCUCGUCUGUUCCCGGUGCUGGUCGUGUGCAGGGUGGUGUUCAUCCCUCUGCUCAUGCUCUGUAACGUCCAGCCUCGCAGCUUCCUUCCCGUCUACUUCCCCAACGAUGCCGUUUUCACUGCUAUCAUGGUUGUCUUUUCUCUGUCCAGUGGCUACUUUGUCUGCCUUUCCAUGUCCUACGCACCACAGUUAGUGGAGCCUAAGGAUGCCGAGACCGCAGGAGCUCUGAUGACCUUCUUUUUGGCCCUGGGUCUGUCCCUGGGAGCGGCCCUGUCCUUCCCUCUGAGAACUCUGGUGUAGUGUCUCUCUCUGUUUCACUCACACUCAUGUUUGUGCAGCUAUCCUUAUUAGGACAUCACAUCGCAUUCCAUUUAUUGCGGACGGCCAAAGUUUAACCCAGAAGGUAGUGGUUAAUGCCGCCGCCCCCACCUCACAAUUCGUAUCAUUCACCCCCCCCACCCCAGCCUCCAGUACCACUGCCUUAACCUAACUCCAGUUCACAGCUCACCACUAACCCUUUGCCUCAUGAGGACCCAACUUUGGUCCCCGACAAGAUCUGUGUUUAUACCAGAGCAGGAGCUUAAAAAAAAAAAAAAAAAAAAAAAUGGACACAGACUCACAGCAGAAGACACUCACACAUACCUGGAGGUGAAAAUAUGAUAAUGUUUUAUCAUCAGUCUGCCUCUCCUCUUCUGUCUUGUUUUUUUUUUCCAUACCUGCUGGUUUUGUUAUACAAUGUAUUUCAGUUUUUUUUAGGGCAUUAUCCACAGCUGAUCAUAUAUCGAUAAAGGGAAACCUUAAAAAGUCUCCUUUCCAUUUGCUGCAAUCAAGAGGACUUGCUGGACAUGUUGGACAUUUUGCCACAACUGAGCUUUGUUUCCACUCCAGUUGUUUGGCUUUUGAUAGCUUCAGUAUAGCGGUAGAACGAAUAGCUGUUUGUUUUAAAGUGAUGUAAAUUACCAGUGGAAGGUUAAUGACAUACCUCAUGGCCAUGGAUGGAUAACUGAUGGGGCCCAAAAUGGGCACAAGCUUGGGAGGGGGGCCAAGGUAUCGGGGGGCCAAAGCCUCUGUUUGAGGUGACUUUCUUGCUGAAACAUCAGACGACUACAAAGACACAGACUUCCAAUCCAAAAUCCAUUCAUGGUCAUGGGGCAGUUUGCCAGUUAGUUUUUUUUUUUCUUCAUCAGCCAGUUUGUCCUCUACAAACUUUCUCUAGCAUCUAGGUUCUGCUGCCAUCUACUGGCCAAACAACGUAUGUCCUUCAGAGGUACAUAAAAAAAAUGCUGAGACAUUGUCAGGUUUAUUGCACCUGCUGAUAUUUGUUUGUAUUUUUAGGGUUCAGGUUUACAGGUUAUAGGCUGAGUAUGACUGAAUUCUUCUGUUGACAUGACCCCAGCCUGGAGGUCCAGAGUGGGUUUACUUUCCAUUUGUUUCAAACCUUCAGCUUCGCCUGAGAACACGUGACAGCUGCUGCUUUCUUGUUUUAAGGUACCGGAGUAGUGACGUUGUUGUUACAGUAAGCCAUUAAAAACAAUCCAAUCACCUGUAAAUAUCAGAGUAAUUGUGGAAGAAAAUAUUUAUAUUGGCUCUCUAACAGUGUGAGACGGUUUUGGAUUUUUACAAACAUUGUGCAAUGUGCCAUGUUCUAAUAACUUCAUUAGUGUUGGGACCUUUUCUCACUGUAGUAUGAAAAAUAUUUAUGAAAACUGACUUUUUUUUUGUUUUCUUUCGUGCUCAAUAAGCCUUCACUUUUCUGCAUAUUGUUUGUUUUUAUACUCACUGUAAACAAGGAGUUUCACAGCUGGUACGUGUGCUGUGUGAGGUGUUUUGUACAUGAGAAAUGAAGAAAAUUAUUUUGUGACAGCUGCUGCUUCAAAAUGAUCCAGUGGCUGAGUCCUGGUGGACGGAGUAAAGUUUAAUUGGAUUUUUUUUUUUUUUUUUUUAAUUUUGAUUUUGAUUUUUGAUUUUUAAUUUCGACAAAGAUAGCAAUAACUGUGAACAUAUGCCAAGCGAUGCGAGCAACAUCUGACAGCAGGAAGCUGAAAGUUGUCUGUGCUGCAUCAGCAACUGAGACUUCUGAACUCAGUUCAAGUUGCAGUAAUUUUUACAUUUGGACCCUAAUGUAUGAUUUCAUGUUGUUCUUCAAGAUUACAAAACAGAUGGGGGUCAAAAAACAAAACAAAACAAAAAAAAAAAAAAAACAAACAAAAAAAAACAACAACAACCCCUUCAAAUUUCCUUUCUGUUUUUUAACCUUUUGUAAAAAGAAUGUAAAUAGAGUGAUUGGACUUGGGGAGCUUUCAGGCAGUGUACAGGUAUUCUAACAGUUUCAGCUCUGUCAUAAUCAGCCUCAAUAAUAAAACACAGUUUAAAAGUCGUUGGUUAAAUGUUGUGUUUGCAUCACGUUGGAUUGACAGUAAGUUGCCGUCUGCCUCUGUGCAAAUUAGCUUGUGCUAAGUUGCAGAUGUGGCGCAGCAGAUGUGUGCAGCUCUGAUGCUCCAGCAUCAGAGCUGCAGGUAACACAGAACUUUUGUGGGGGUUUUUUGUUAGUGAUUUCAAAGAAACGUGUCAUCGUGUUGUGUUUUUACUGAUGUGCAACCACAACAUUAAUACUCAUUGUGAUCCCAUCAUAUGCAAUUCACCUGCUCUCCAUACAAGCUGAUUCUGGUAGAAGAUGGACACGCAGAAUCCUGAACUACCACACCAUGUUUCAUAAGGGAAAUCAUUUUCAUUUUCAUAAUGUAACUGUAUAGAUCUGGCUGUUAAUAAACGGACGGUUUCAACCGGCUGUGUG